Messenger RNA from Somion occarium, 492 nucleotides. The record is from the annotation of a GenBank genome assembly. NCBI's taxonomy places the organism in Eukaryota, Fungi, Basidiomycota, Agaricomycetes, Polyporales, Cerrenaceae.
CCUCACUAUGCCUGCAAGGGUUGAGCCUGCUGCUCUACCUAUUGCUCCCGCAGGAUGCUCAGGAUGCUUUGUCGUAUCCCUUUCAUUCUUAUACCGACUCUCAGUCUGUUCCCGUUUUCUUUGACACGGGCUGCGCCACAGGGUUUUCCUAGUUCUGGAAAUGGUCUGUGGUAUCGAACGCCUGGGUCUUCUUGGUCGAAAGAAUGGUUACCGAUCGGCAAUGGCUAUCUUGCAGCAUGCUGAAUACUUGCAGACGGGCACAUGUCGCAUGGGUCCAGACCCUAGGACGUCUGUCAUCGAUGCGAAUCUCAGAGUUCAUGGAACUGCUGGACUACGAGUUAUCGAUACUUCUAUUUUCCCAGAUAAUGUCUCCGGCCAUCCUGCCGCUCCUGUUGUUGCAGUGGCAGAAAAGGCAGCCGAUAUGAUUAAGGAGAGCUGGAGGUUGUGAGCGACCGGAUGGUGAUAUUCUUGAACUCACAUCAUUUCCGGGCU